Aspergillus neoniger CBS 115656 is the source of this 450-nucleotide messenger RNA. Its product is annotated as DUF2945 domain-containing protein. The record is from RefSeq and is a predicted model, not a curated record. The transcript is spliced from 3 exons. Bases 137 to 364 code for a protein of 75 amino acids. Lineage: Eukaryota; Fungi; Ascomycota; Eurotiomycetes; Eurotiales; Aspergillaceae.
AAUAAGUGUGCAUAUGAAUAGUCCAUCGUACACUUCACUCAGGUAUACUCUUUUCUUUUGUAAUAGCUGCAUUCUUUUUCCUCGAGCAACCCAGUAAUUUACAUAUUGCUAUAAACACUGAAACCACUCUCGCAUCAUGCCGACGAGAAGAGUUCAAGACAAGACGGGAGAACAGAUCAACGAAGGAGACUACGUGUAUACAAGGUAUCGUGGAGGAACCCACGAGGGAGAAGUUGACAAAGUCGUUACGGACGAGGCUGAAGCACAUGAAGAAGAGGUAGCCAACCCACCCAAAGUCAUCUUUCACGAUCAGCAUGGGCAUCGUGUAGCACAUAAUCCGAAGACUUUGGAUAAGACGGAAUGAAGUGGGAUGAUGCUGUCGGGGCGGGGCCACGGAGGUCUGAGGGGUUUGUAAGAUAAUGAGGCCAUACAGAAUACAUCAAUCACUAU